Molecule: messenger RNA, 2374 nt
Organism: Tachyglossus aculeatus (Australian echidna)
Lineage: Eukaryota; Metazoa; Chordata; Mammalia; Monotremata; Tachyglossidae
Gene: ATAD1
Product: ATPase family AAA domain containing 1
Exons: 11
Coding region: 105-1190 (361 amino acids)
Cellular component (GO): mitochondrial outer membrane
Molecular function (GO): ATP binding; ATP hydrolysis activity
Source: RefSeq, a predicted model, not a curated record
AGGGCACACCAGGAGGGGCUCUCCAACAACUAGCCCCAUGAAGAGCCGGCAAAAAGUUGUCUUUUGGGGGUCGCCAUCAAAGUAAAAUCAGGUGAGGAAUCACAAUGGGGCAGGCUGAAGCCUUUUCUCGUCCCUUGAGUCGAAACGAAGUUGUUGGUUUAAUUUUCCGUUUGACAAUAUUUGGGGCAGUCACGUACUUUACCAUCAAAUGGAUGGUAGAUGCAAUUGAUCCAACCAGAAAACAAAAAGUAGAAGCUCAGAAACAGGCGGAAAAGCUAAUGAAGCAAAUUGGUGUGAAAAACGUGAAGCUUUCCGAAUAUGAGAUGAGCAUCGCCGCACAUCUAGUUGACCCUCUUAACAUGCAUGUGACCUGGAGUGAUAUAGCAGGCUUAGAUGAUGUCAUUACCGAUUUGAAGGACACAGUCAUUUUGCCCAUCAAGAAGAAGCAUCUCUUUGAAAAUUCCAGGCUCCUGCAGCCUCCAAAAGGCGUUCUCCUCUACGGUCCUCCAGGCUGUGGUAAGACACUGAUCGCCAAGGCUACCGCCAAGGAAGCCGGGUGUCGCUUUAUUAACCUCCAGCCUUCAACAUUGACUGAUAAAUGGUAUGGAGAAUCUCAGAAACUGGCAGCUGCCGUUUUCUCUCUUGCCAUAAAGCUCCAGCCCUCCAUCAUCUUCAUAGAUGAAAUAGACUCCUUCCUUCGAAACCGUUCCAGUUCUGACCAUGAAGCCACGGCCAUGAUGAAAGCUCAAUUCAUGAGUCUUUGGGACGGGCUGGAUACUGAUUACAGCUGCCAGGUGAUCGUGAUGGGGGCCACUAAUCGUCCUCAGGAUCUUGACUCGGCCAUUAUGAGAAGAAUGCCUACGAGAUUUCAUAUCAACCAACCUGCUCUAAAACAGAGAGAGGCGAUCUUGAACUUGAUUUUGAAGAACGAAAAUGUCGACGGCGGUGUGAACCUGCUAGAAGUUGCUAAAGAAACCGACGGGUUUUCAGGAAGCGAUUUGAAAGAGAUGUGCCGGGAUGCAGCGCUCCUGUGUGUGAGGGAAUAUGUCAAUUCCACAGCGGAAGAAAGCCACGAGGACGAUGCAAUCCGGCCAGUGCAACAGCAGGACCUGCAUCGGGCAAUCGAGAAGAUGAAGAAGUCCAAGGAGGCAGCCUUUCAGAACGUUUUAGCGCAUGUUUGUGUAGACUAAGAGUAAAGGGCAUCUCUUGGAGCCGUCUGGGUUUGGCGUGGGCCCUCUUAAAGAGCGAGAGGAGGGAGUGUCUUGGAAGAAAAGGGGAGAGUCUCGCGUCAUUUCGGACUUUGGGCUCGUACUGGAAAUUCUAAGUUAUUUGUGAACACGGCCAUCCUGUGAACGCUGUGGCCUGGGUGGUACAUCGGGGGGGAGGAACCGACUGCUUGCGCGUCGGCCCCUUCUACCUUUCAGUGUGUCCAGAGGUUUGAAAGUGAUGCAUUACUUCACGAGUCAUCUGUGGCAGAGGGGAUGGGAGCAAGUGCUAGUUACUGUUUAUAUGUGUGUAUGAGUAUAUGUGGGGGUGGGGGGUAUACAUUAAAUGUAUAACCCUACCCAUUUUAUAUUGACAUAUUCUAUAGAUACAUUGAAAUACCGAUUUUUUUUUUACCCGACUAUUAAAUUACUCAGUGCAGUUAAAGAGAAACAAAUGACAUGAUCUCAGUGUGUUACAAGACUCGUUUCACCUCUUUCUCACGUGGUAUUGGCAGAAUCGUCUUAAAUUUUAGAGGAACUUAAACGAACGGGGGAUGGGCGACUUUUUCGUGUGAAUGUGUCGGAAAUCUCCCAGUGCCAUUCAGUUAACACGUGACCCUCUUGGGACGUUUUUCUUUUGAUAUGAAAAUCCGUUCAAUGAUUGUUGAAAGUGUGCUUUUUGAGUUGUUUUCUUUAAUAAUGGGUAAAUAUAAUUUAGCGAAAAAAUAAUGGCUUUAUUUAACAGUUUAAAAUAAGUAAAUGUGAUAUAAAACUCCAAAGGUGUUAAAUAUUGUGCUAAAAUCUUUUGUAACUUUAAUUUUUUCUUUUAUUUUCCUAUAGCAAUGUUCCAAGUGGUGCACUAGACAGGGGCACUUAUGCUUAUCAAAAUUCCCCAAUACUGGAGGAGUUGAUAGUGUUUUAAAGAGAAUUGUCUGUGUAUUGCGUAUGUAUUUGGGAUGAGGAGCAGGGAGGUGUGCAUGGAACAGAUGCGGGACACUGAAAAGCAAAUUGCCAAGGGUGGGGAAAGAAGAAUGAAAAGACCAUCCAGUGAGCCAAGCAAGACUCCAAGGAAUCUCACCCAAAGUUCUCCGAGCCUAUUUUACACCAUUGUUGUUGUGUAAGCGCAUAAUAAAGGACUCCUCCUCUGCCUGGAGAACUUCUCCAAUGAA